Molecule: messenger RNA, 1272 nt
Organism: Rosa rugosa (rugosa rose)
Lineage: Eukaryota; Viridiplantae; Streptophyta; Magnoliopsida; Rosales; Rosaceae
Product: 25.3 kDa vesicle transport protein SEC22-1
Exons: 6
Coding region: 216-872 (218 amino acids)
Biological process (GO): endoplasmic reticulum to Golgi vesicle-mediated transport; vesicle fusion with Golgi apparatus; retrograde vesicle-mediated transport, Golgi to endoplasmic reticulum
Cellular component (GO): Golgi membrane; ER to Golgi transport vesicle membrane; endoplasmic reticulum-Golgi intermediate compartment
Molecular function (GO): SNAP receptor activity
Source: RefSeq, a predicted model, not a curated record
ACCUUUGGCUUCCUUCCUAAAUGUACAACCUGUAACUUGAGAGAUCGUAGAUUGAUAGAACAACAACAACAACAAACCAACCCCUCAUUUAUAAAACCCUAAUCUCACCUUCUCUCUCUUCUCGCUCCGAUUGCCCCAUCGUCCCCCCAUCAAUCCCAUAAACCAGGGGACAUAUAACAGUUAUUUUUGCAUUGCUGGGAAGUGGGGAAGUGAAGAUGGUCAAGCUGACGAUGAUUGCUCGUGUUACUGAUGGUCUUCCACUAGCAGAGGGACUGGAUGAUGGCCGUGAUAUUAAGGAUUCAGAAUUCUACAAACAACAAGUCAAGGCUCUAUUCAAGAACUUGUCAAGAGGCCAAAAUGAGCCUUCAAGGAUGUCAGUCGAAAGUGGACCUUAUAUAUUCCAUUAUAUCAUUGAAGGACGUGUCUGUUACUUGACAAUGUGUGACCGAGCCUAUCCAAAGAAACUUGCCUUUCAGUAUCUUGAAGAUCUCAGGAAUGAAUUUGAGCGUGUUAAUGGAGCCCAGAUUGAAACUGCUGCAAGACCAUAUGCUUUCAUUAAAUUCGAUACAUUCAUACAGAAAACCAAGAAAUUGUACCAGGACACUCGUACUCAGCGGAAUAUUUCAAAGUUGAAUGAUGAACUCUAUGAAGUCCACCAAAUAAUGACUCGCAAUGUUCAGGAAGUUCUUGGCGUCGGUGAAAAGUUGGACCAGGUCAGUCAAAUGUCCAGUCGUUUAACAUCAGAGACUCGUGCCUAUGCUGAUAAGGCGAGAGACUUGAAUCGACAGGCUCUGAUCCGUAAGUGGGCUCCUGUUGCCAUUGUUCUUGGAGUUGUUUUCCUUGUUUUCUGGGUCAAAACGAAGCUGUGGUGAUCAGAUUCAACUUUUCUGAAACUUGUGGCAAUUGCAUGGGGAUCCUGUUCGUUGUUGUGACUGCUUCCAUCUGGUACAGUCAUGCAGACUUUUGGGGCUUCAGAUUGGCCCUUAUCCUCAAAUGAGAGAUUUAAAUGACGUUUCGGGGUUAUUUUUGUUGGUCAUGGAGUUCGAUGAAGAAAAUUAGUUCUGUAAGAACCUCUGCUAUUGGGGACAUACCCACUAUAUGGAAGAGACUCAGGAACAGAUCUAGGAGUCAAAUCUUAUCAUACAACUCGUAAAAGAGAAUAGUUUCUCAUUUAUAUAUACAUUGUCAAUUUUAUUCUCGGUUAUUCUGUCUACUAUUAUUUGUGAUGAUUAGUUGAUUACUAUAUGAGAGGACUUAUCAGGCUUUGUUCAA